Molecule: messenger RNA, 2656 nt
Organism: Linum trigynum
Lineage: Eukaryota; Viridiplantae; Streptophyta; Magnoliopsida; Malpighiales; Linaceae
Source: the annotation of a GenBank genome assembly
GUUAAUGUAUGGUAUUGCGUGGUAACAAAAUAUAUAUUGAUAUUACCACUCUAUACCAUAUGGUAUUGUGUGAUAUUACCACACUAUACCAUAUGGUAUUGGGUGGUAACGAAAUAUAUAUUGAUAUUACCACACUAUACCAUAUGGUAUAGACUGGUAAUAACUGGAAAAAAAUUUUGUGUCAAAAAAAUAUCAAAGUGGAUAUCAUUUUGAAGAGCAUAAUUAAUCUGAUCUAACUGUGCAAAAAAAAUUAAAUUUCGACUUAAAACGAGUGAGAAAUCGUCCGUUAAAGAUUAAGAGAAGGAAAAUUAAAGGUUUUUCGAUGAGAGAGAAGGAGGUCCUGAUGUGGUCGGUCAAAAGUCAACGCGUCAGCGCGUCAGCAAUAAAUAUGAGAUAAAUGCAUUUUACCUUACUGCCCUUUAGCAUUUAAUUAAAAAAAAAGUAAUUGACACGUGGAGAGAGGAGAGAGGGGUUACUGAUGGGUUACUCACCCAUUAGUUACUCACCCGAUCUGCUCCCCUUGUACUGGGAAGUGAAAGGGCCAAACUAUUGCACGAUGGAGGGACUUUCGGAUGAAGUUCGAAAGAGACAAGAACAAAGAUAAAAAAGUACAAAAUUUAAAUUUAAAUUAAAAAAUGCAAUGACACAACAUAUAGUAAAGAAAUAGUUUCUUCCAUGUUAGCCAAUUACAAAUUUAAGUUAAGCGAAAAUUAAGGAGAGAGCAUGAAUUUUAAAAUGUAGAAAAUUACAUGAAACUUUACUAUGGAAAUUGAAGUAUUAAGCACCAUAAAAAUACAUACGGUAGACUUAGUGGGCUUGUUGAUCAUGAUAUAAAAGUCAUUCACUUUCCAGAGUUUAACUUUGUGCAUGUUUUGUAUUCAAAUAGAAACAACAAAUUCAUUUAGUGUAAUUGGUUAUGAUUGUCUUCUUUAUUUGAAAAGACACGGGUUCAAAUCUUGAUAUUGAUAUUUUUUAUUUAUAAUAAAUCUUUAAUUGUAAAGACAAAAAUGUCCAUCCUAUUUUUACUCUCGUUGUAGGAAAUUUGAAAUGGAGAAAAUUAUACAAAACUCUACCAUAUAUUAACGGAGGAUUACAUUCUAUGCAAUGAACUCACUCGUGCAGCAGUGGCUCUGGCUGUGAAUGCAGAACUCCAAGGCUGUCAAGAUUCCAGCUGCUCCCACUCGAGCCACUCCCACCAUGGCCAUUUCUUAUCAAUAAUGAGCUACUUGUUUCAACGCCAUAAGUUCUUAAUUACUCAAAGGAGUCUGAUGUAUUUCAUUUCCCACCAAAUGGGGACUAAUUAAUCACAUUUUAUAUAGCCUUCAGCAGCUUCAAGAUUAUCAUGUUGCUGGAGCAGAAGGAAACAACGACAGGAAACCCAUUUCUUUGUGUUUAUCAGAUAGCCGUUUAGCUUUGCUCUGCAUCAAGCGAUAAUGCUUCUGUCUGUCGUUCAUGCAGCAACCCGAUCUGAUCCAGCCAUAUUUAACUCCCAUAGUCAACUUUGUGAAUUUAGAGAGCCACCCAAUUCCACAGGGACACCAAACUCUGGUCUCCAAUGGCCAAUAUAUAAAGAAGACCAGUACGAGGGUUUGGCUUCAACGCACAUCUCAGAGACAUUUCAUCAAACAUCUUCUCGUCUCCAUUUCCAGCUACACCAAACAACAAAAUGGUCGCCACUUGCCAUGUCCGAUCCAUCAGUUUACCCAAGAGAACUCACCCCACAACCCUCGCCAUCGAGGUCCAGCUUGAGAGGUUGAGAUCCUACGAAUCCGCAUCCACCUCGGACUCCACCACCCAAUUGAGCAUACUCAGAGAGCUCCACGAAUGCGUCGACGACUUGCUCCAAUUGCCCACAACCCAGAAAUCCCUCUCCCAAUCCAUGGAGGAAUCCCUGAUUAACGAAUCCCUCAGGUUACUGGAGAUCUGCGGAGCCACAAAGGAAAUCCUCGCCCAAUUGAAGGAUUGCGUGAAAUUACUCGAAUCCUCUUUGAGAAGGAAAAGUAGCAACUUGAACAGUGAAAUCGACGCGUUCGUGAGCUCAACCAAGAGACUGAGGAAACUUGCCUGCAAAACCUUGAAAUCCUCCAAGAAGACCAAAUCUGCAGCAACAGAUCCCGAACCCGAAGACUCCAUCUUUGGGCUUCUGAAAGAAGUCGAAUCAGCGAGCUUCAUCGCGUUUGAGUCCCUUCUGAGCUCGGUUUCUGGUGCUGAAUCGCGUGGGUGGAGUGUUGUUUCAAAGUACUUGAAAUCCAAACAGGACAAGGCGACUGAAAUGGGGCAACUGCAGUCUGAACUGAUGGUGUUGAGGUCGAAUUCGAAAGCCGUGACUUCAGUUGAAGAAGUUCAGAAGGUUUUGAAAGGACUGGCAGGGAUGGAAUGGAGUCUUCAGGAAUAUGAGGAGGAACUGGAGUGUAUUUAUAGGAAACUCGUUAAAACCAGAGUUUCUUUCCUAAACAUUCUAAAUCAUUAGCGCUCUCUCUGUCUAUAUGUAAACAAGAGCUAUAAAAUUUCUGUAAAUAUGUAUAGAAAACAAUUUUGCCAAUUGAUACUGUGAAUACAUGAACAAGUUUCAUCAAAUACAUCCAUUUUAUCUUUCCACUUAUAUCCGAUCGAAUGUUUACAUACCGUUUGGUAUAAAUGAAUUCUAUAAAUUUUG